Molecule: messenger RNA, 1806 nt
Organism: Pieris macdunnoughi
Lineage: Eukaryota; Metazoa; Arthropoda; Insecta; Lepidoptera; Pieridae
Source: the annotation of a GenBank genome assembly
AUGAAAUUGAACAGCCCGCGGAACGGCGGAAUCGGUGAAAGGUGGAUUGGUGGUCCGAGGCGAAAGAAUAAGUUUCGGCGGGUGGCUUCCAAGUUAUGUAGCGUUCAGUCAUGGAAGAGUCGACUACCCAUCACCAUAUGGUUACCAAAAUAUAGGCUAAAUUAUCUUAUAAAGGAUCUCAUUGCCGGCAUAACUGUAGGAUGCACUUCGAUACCUCAAGGAAUUGCAUACUCCAUGGUAGCUGGAGUACCACCUCAGGUGGGACUUUACGCGAGUAUCUUCCCCGGUAUGGUGUACACGAUAUUCGGUAGUUCAAAGGACGUAUGCGCCGGUCCGACCGCCAUUUUGUCCGUAUUGAUAGCUAAAUACGUUGCUCUGUCAGUUGACUUUGCAUUUUUCGCUGCUUUCAUGACCGGUAUUAUUAUAUUGUUACUCGGAAUAUUACAGUUGGGCUUUCUAUUGGACUUUAUAUCGAAACCGGUGAUCAGCGGAUUUACUACGGCCGCAGCCUUACAGAUAGGUGCAGGACAGUUGAAGGCACUAUUCAGGUUAUCAGGAUCUUCGGGUGAAACUUUUAUGAGUGCUAUAAUAAAUUUCUUCAAGAAUAUAAGCACGAUUCAAUUGUAUGACACAUUACUGGGAAUUAUAUCUAUCAUACUUCUUUAUAUCUUUCAGUUUUCCAAAAUUCGGGCACCAGAAGGGUCGAGCACGUGUCGAGUGCGGACGUCCCGUGCGUGGGUGUACGUAGUGAGUGCACGUAACGCGUUCGUUGUCCUUGGAGCUUCGAUACUUGCGUUCGCGCUUUACAGAUAUGAUAUCGUGCCUUUCAAUUUGACCGGUGAAAUCCAAGGUGGUCUUCCCUACUUUGGACCACCGCCCUUCAGUACAGUAGUGAACAACGUGACGCUCGGAUUCGAACAAAUGCUUGCGGUAUUUGGACCGAGUGGACUUGUCAUGCCAUUGGUUACCAUAUUGGAGAGUGUUGCUAUUGCUAAAGCUUUUGCUGGGAGCAAACCAGUGGAUGGCACGCAAGAAAUGAUAGCAAUAGGAGCGUGUAAUUUUCUUAGUUCGUUCGCGUCCGCCAUGCCAGCUACGGGAUCUUUCACGCGAACAGCCCUUAACCAUGCAAGUGGGGUGGUCACUCCAGCGGGGUCAUUCUUCAAAGCUUGUACCGUGUUACUAGGAGUGACUCUAUUAUCUCCGGCAUUCUUUUUCAUUCCGCGGUCAACGCUUGCCGCAGUGAUCAUAGUGGCCAUGAUUUCGCUUAUAGAAGUUGCUAUCGUUAAGAAGCUUUGGAAGAAUAGCAAGGCUGAGUUGUGUGUUUGGGGUGUGACUAUACUUGUGGGCGUGUUUAUUGGACUGGAGUAUGGAAUAGCUGUUGGUGUAGCCUGUGACGCUGUAAGAGCAUUGCUGGCGGCUGCCCGACCCAAGUUAUAUACGGAACAUAUCAAGGUGGGUAACCAGGACGUCACGACCUUAUCGCUGGUGGGCACGUUGUCAUACGCGUGCUCGGAACAUGUAGUACGCACACUCAGUUUGCACGGACACGAACGCAGUGUUAUAGUCUUGGAUGGAAGGUUGCUGGCGUCGUGUGAUUUUGGUGUCGCCGAGAAUAUCAUAACAUUAAUAUCGGACUUGGAUGUCGCUAAACAUCGUGUGUUGUUUUGGAACUUUACUCCCAAGUUACGGAAGCUUUUCCAGGAUUUAGCUCCAUCUUUCGAGAGGAAAUUUGUUAAUGGACCAAGUGUUGAGCCCUUUGUUUUAGGUUUGGAGACGGAUAGACAGGACAAUAACCGUAUUUCAUAA